This is a messenger RNA of Erythranthe guttata (spotted monkey flower), 1796 nucleotides long. RefSeq lists its product as uncharacterized. The record is from RefSeq and is a predicted model, not a curated record. NCBI's taxonomy places the organism in Eukaryota, Viridiplantae, Streptophyta, Magnoliopsida, Lamiales, Phrymaceae.
AGAUAAAAAAACCCAAUCUUUCUCCAUCAUCGCCUUCAAAGAUGAUCAAAUCCUAUCAGAUAUUAUCGCUACUACUGGCAGUACUCGUCGGAACCGAGAAAGUACAAGCCUUUAAAGCACCCUUUCGCCCCGUCGACGUACUACCCAUUCUGCCCAGACAAAUUUCUCGGCCUAUUUUAAACAAACUCAACAACGCGGCGGACCUUCUGCCGUCCUUUGUCGGCGCCGCCUCUGUUUCGAACAAUUCCGUCUUAAACUGGAAGGGAUCUUGCUUCUACAAUAAUACUGCUUGGUUGGUUUUUCACAACAAUAGUGGAACCCAAUUUGGGGGUGGCACUCUCCAUAUUAAGGUUAGCAAAGCACAUAGUUGGACAUGUAUGGAUCUUUAUGUAUUCGCCACUCCAUAUCGUGUGACGUGGGACUAUUACAUUCUAUCCCGAGAGCACACGCUCGACUUCAAAGAGUGGGAAUCGCAAGCAGAAUUCGAAUACGUCAAGAAUCGGGGAGUUUCAAUUUUUCUCAUGCAAGCGGGAAUGUUGGGAACUCUUCAAGCUAUGUGGGAGGUGGUGCCUCUAUUCACAAAUACUAAGUGGGGCGAAAGUGCUAAUCUUGCGUUUCUUGAAAAGCACAUGGGUGCCACCUUCGAAGAAAGACCUCAACCGUGGAUCACCAACAUUACUAUCGAAGAUAUCCACUCUGGCGAUUUUCUCGCCCUGUCCAAAAUCCGAGGGUUGUGGGGCGGUUUCGAAACCCUAGAAAAAUGGGUCACCGGAUCUUACGCGGGCCACACCGCUGUCUGCUUAAGGGAUUCCGAAGGGAAGCUAUGGGUUGCAGAAUCGGGACACGAAAACGAGGAGGGGGAGGAUGUUAUUGCUAUAUUACCAUGGGAUGAAUGGUGGGAAUACGAGCUGAAAAAAGACGACACGAAUCCACAAAUAGCAUUGCUUCCUUUGCAUCCCGAACUAAGGGCCGUAUUCAACGAGACAGCUGCAUGGGAAUAUGCCAAAAGCAUGUCGGGAAAACCUUACGGUUAUCAUAACUUGAUAUUCAGCUGGAUCGACACAGUUAGUGGAAAUUAUCCACCUCCUUUAGAUGCUCACUUGGUUGCUUCUGUUAUGACAGUUUGGACUCAAAUGAAGCCUGCGUACGCUGGUAACAUAUGGAACGAGGCAUUGAACAAACGACUUGGAACUCAGAACUUUAGUCUUUCUGAAAUUCUUGUCGAAGUGGAGAAGCGCGGAUCUUCUUUCGGUGAACUACUGGCAAUCCCCGAACAAGAUGAUUGGAUUUAUGUUGACGGAAAGUCAACAUCGUGCGUUGCUUUUAUCUUCGAAAUGUACAAAGAAGCCGGAUUGUUCGGUGAACUCGCCACCUCUAUUCAAGUCACCGAGUUCACAAUAAAAGAUGCGUAUUCUCUCAAGCUGUUCGAAAACAACUCGACCCGUUUGCCCGAGUGGUGCAAUAACGACGCGGACACGGUAAAACUCCCGUUUUGCCAAAUUAAAGGAAAAUAUCGGAUGGAAUUGCCUGGUUACAAUACAAUGGAUCCUUAUCCUCACAUGAACGAAAGAUGCCCAUCGAUGACGCCAGAAUAUUCCAGACCAGUUGGCUGCUGAAUAAACACUAUGGUUAGAUCGUAAUUACGCUUCUGUGUACAAUGUACAUCUCUUGUAUAUAACUAGAGUUGAUAAUAUUUAUACGUAAUGUAGAAAAUACAAGUGAUAUUAAGUUGCCCUCGAUUGUACAAAUGCACAUCGAAAGUACGAAUCAUAUAGUAACAUUUGUUCAAACUGUGA